GUUAGCUCCCUCUCACCCUCGGCGGCGGCUCUAGACCCGGGCGCGGCGGGUGACGGAGGCGGCGGCCCGAGGAGCGGGCGGGAUCAUGGCGGACGGCGUGGACCACAUAGACAUCUACGCCGAUGUGGGCGAGGAGUUCAACCAGGAAGCUGAAUAUGGUGGACAUGAUCAAAUAGAUUUGUAUGAUGAUGUCAUCUCUCCAUCUGCAAAUAAUGGCGAUGCCCCAGAGGACCGUGAUUAUAUGGACUCUCUCCCACCAUCAGUUGGAGAUGACGUAGGUAAAGGAGCAGCACCAAAUGUUGUCUAUACAUAUACUGGAAAGAGAAUUGCAUUGUACAUUGGAAAUCUUACUUGGUGGACAACAGAUGAAGACUUAACUGAAGCAGUGCAUUCACUGGGAGUAAAUGAUAUUUUGGAGAUAAAAUUUUUUGAAAACCGUGCUAAUGGCCAGUCAAAGGGGUUUGCCCUUGUAGGUGUGGGAUCUGAAGCAUCCUCCAAAAAGUUGAUGGAUCUCUUGCCUAAAAGAGAAUUGCAUGGGCAAAAUCCUGUUGUAACUCCAUGCAAUAAGCAGUUCCUGAGUCAGUUUGAAAUGCAGUCAAGGAAAACUACACAAUCAGGCCAGAUGUCUGGAGAAGGUAAAGCUGGUCCUCCAGGAGGUGGCUCACGUGCAGCGUUUCCACCAAAUAACAGAGGACGAGGCCGUUUUCCAGGUGGCAUUCCAGGUGGGGACAGAUUCCCUGGACCUGCAGGACCAGGAGGACCACCACCUCCUUUCCCUGCUGGACAAACUCCACCACGUCCACCUCUAGGUCCUCCUGGUCCCCCAGGCCCACCAGGUCCUCCACCUCCUGGUCAAGUUCUUCCACCUCCAUUAGCUGGGCCUCCUAAUCGUGGUGACCGUCCACCACCACCAGUUCUGUUUCCUGGACAACCCUUUGGUCAACCUCCGCUGGGUCCACUUCCUCCUGGUCCUCCACCUCCAGUUCCAGGCUAUGGCCCCCCUCCAGGUCCACCACCACCACAGCAAGGUCCACCUCCGCCUCCCGGCCCUUUUCCCCCUCGUCCGCCUGGUCCACUUGGGCCUCCCCUGACACUUGCUCCUCCUCCACAUCUUCCCGGGCCACCUCCAGGUGCUCCCCCACCUGCUCCACACGUGAAUCCAGCUUUCUUCCCCCCACCAGCCAAUAGUGGCAUACCUACUUCAGACAGUCGUGGUCCACCACCAACAGAUCCAUAUGGCCGACCUCCGCCUUAUGACAGGGGUGACUAUGGUCCACCUGGCAGGCGUUUCACUGGAAAUAACAUGUCCAUAAGAGAACAAUUACAUAUUCCAUUGUAUUGGAGGCAUACGAAAAAUAAUACUCAAAACUCAGGGAGAGAAAUGGAUGCGGCAAGAACACCUUUAAGUGAAGCAGAGUUUGAAGAAAUCAUGAAUAGAAAUAGGGCCAUCUCAAGCAGUGCCAUUUCAAGAGCUGUGUCAGAUGCCAGUGCUGGGGACUAUGGAAGUGCUAUAGAGACCUUAGUAACUGCUAUUUCCUUAAUUAAACAAUCCAAAGUAUCUGCUGAUGAUCGUUGUAAAGUACUUAUUAGCUCUCUGCAGGAUUGCCUUCAUGGAAUUGAGUCUAAGUCUUACGGUUCUGGAUCAAGAAGACGUGAACGGUCAAGAGAGAGGGACCACAGCAGGUCAAGAGAAAAAAGCAGGCGUCACAAGUCCCGUAGCAGAGAUCGCCAUGAUGACUAUUACCGGGAAAGAAGCCGUGAACGAGAGAGACAUCGUGAUCGUGACAGAGAUCGUGAUAGAGAACGUGACAGAGAACGAGAGUAUCGCCAUCGUUAGAGAAGAAUCUGAAGAGAACUUUGCUGAAGGAAGAGGAACACCUUGCAAAGACAAGAAACAUUCUUCAUGGAAAGAUGCUUGUCCAGCGGUUUGCUUCUUAUGAUUGAACUGAGCCUGUAAGGAUUCAUGGAUAAAAUGAACAGGAAUAGAUCUGAAUAAAGCAAAUCUGCAUACAUGGUAA
Molecule: messenger RNA, 2018 nt
Organism: Trachemys scripta elegans
Lineage: Eukaryota; Metazoa; Chordata; Testudines; Emydidae
Gene: CPSF6
Product: cleavage and polyadenylation specific factor 6
Exons: 12
Coding region: 86-1837 (583 amino acids)
Biological process (GO): mRNA alternative polyadenylation
Cellular component (GO): mRNA cleavage and polyadenylation specificity factor complex
Molecular function (GO): mRNA binding
Source: RefSeq, a predicted model, not a curated record